This is a messenger RNA of Penicillium argentinense, 1101 nucleotides long. RefSeq names its product alpha-hydroxy acid oxidase. NCBI's taxonomy places the organism in Eukaryota, Fungi, Ascomycota, Eurotiomycetes, Eurotiales, Aspergillaceae. Gene Ontology annotation, molecular function: FMN binding; oxidoreductase activity. The record is from RefSeq and is a predicted model, not a curated record. The transcript has 9 exons. The coding region runs from base 1 to 1101 and encodes 366 amino acids.
AUGGCGCACCGCGGUGAGACCCUUCACAAAGAUGUGUGCUGCAUCGCCGACUUGAAGGACUUGGGUAGCAAAUGCCUGCCACCGAUGGUUCGCGACUACUACAAUGAAGGAGCUAUGGACUUGCUCACUCUCCGCGAAAACGAAACUGCCUAUGAUCGUUACCGCAUCCGACCGCGGAUUCUAGUCAACGUCGAGGAGAUCGACACCAGUACCGAAAUCCUUGGCACCAAGGUCACUCUACCGUUCGGAUUCAGUCCCGCCGCCUCUCACCAACUCGCACACCCCGACGGCGAACUCGCCACCUCCCGCGCGGCCGCCAAAUAUGGAAUCGCCAUGGGACUGUCCUCAUAUUCGAACUACUCCUUGGAAGAUGUUGCCGCACAGGGACAAGGGAAUCCAUAUGUGAUGCAAAUGUGUGUGUUGAAGGACCGAUCUCUCACGAUACAAUUGCUGGAGCGAGCAGAGAAGGCUGGGUAUAAGGCGUUGUUCCUGUCGGUGGAUGUACCGGUACUAGGCAAGCGGAUAAACGAGUAUCGGAACAAUUAUACCCUGCCCGAGGAUAUGCAAUGGCCGAAUAUUCUCAGCAGUGGAAGUGACCACUCGGACCGCACUGAUUAUGACCCCAGUCUCGACUGGGAAAGCACCAUCCCCUGGCUCAGGGAGCACACUUCACUGCCCAUCUGGCUGAAAGGAGUUUGCUCGCCCGAGGACGUGGAACUGGCCAUCAAGUACGGCAUUGACGGGAUUGUCAUCUCCAACCACGGCGGGCGCCAACUCGACGGCGUCCCAUCCACUCUUGACGCGCUGCGGGUAUGCGCGCCUAUCGCACGAGGUCGACUAGUGAUCGCCGUCGACGGUGGCAUCCGUCGAGGCUCGGAUAUUUUCAAGGCGCUGGCGCUUGGAGCCAGCUUUUGUUUCCUGGGACGGAUUCCCAUCUGGGGCCUGGCCUAUGAUGGCCAAGAAGGCGUGGAACUGGCGAUUAAAAUCCUCCGCCAAGAGCUCAAGAUUACCAUGGCGCUGGCCGGGUGCCGCAAUGUAGGCGAGAUCCAGAAAAGCUAUUUGUCAGUCCUGCUGCCCGACGGCAUUCUUGCCAAGCUGUAG